AUGAGACACUUCAGUCAACGUGUUGACAGGCACGGGAGACCGUUUGGAGAAAGUCCUUCAGAGAAGCUGACAGUUCCAAGCUACAAAAGAAGGUCUCCUUUUGCUUUCAGAGAGGAGGGAAACAAAGAAGCGCUUCAAAACCCACAGAUAAGGUCACCAACCGACUCACAUUCAUAUAGAAGAGGUGACAAGCUCUCACCCACUGGACUCGACAUCAUUGGCAGCAAAGAAAAGGCCCCAAACAAUGAAGAGGAACUAGUCAACACUCCCUACACAACUCCAGUGCAAAACCCUGAGCAUCAAGAUAAGGAGGUGCAAAAUCUCCAUGAUAACAUCAUGAUGGAGCUACAGGAUGCUACUCUCAAGUAUUUGGACAUACCAGAACCGAUUGAAAGUGAGGCAAGACGACAAAGAGUGUUAGAAGGGGAAACACAUAACCUAAUGGCAGAAACAGCAGCUAAUAUGUUGGCAAAUGCUCUUAAGACUAAACCUCUCGAUAGCAAUCAUGCUUUCUACGCGGAACUUGAGGCUGAAUACCCCACACCCCCACCAAGUCCUGCAGCAGGAACUACUCUGGCUCGUCUGAUCCUCGUCUUCAAUCUUUACUCAUGCUGA
Molecule: messenger RNA, 615 nt
Organism: Eruca vesicaria subsp. sativa (arugula)
Lineage: Eukaryota; Viridiplantae; Streptophyta; Magnoliopsida; Brassicales; Brassicaceae
Source: the annotation of a GenBank genome assembly